AGUGCAGUCUGCAGGGUCUGCAGGGACCGGCAGGGAAGGUAUAGAAGGCAGUGGGAAGAAACAUGGCUCCCGUGAGUUCCGAAGGAGAUUCAAGCGACGCGGAAUCGGGCGGAAGAGAUUCUGGAUCAGAUUCUGAAAGCGGCGGUGGAAGGUCGAGCCGUAGCAGCAGUCGUAGCGUCAGUCCAGCAAGCCAUCAUGGUGUGGCCCCUACACCCGGGCGAGCGUCAGGCAAUUCGGGAAGUGAAAGUGACAGUCACACAGAAGCUACACUAGCGAGAUCAAAUAACGAUGGAGAAUACUCACCAGGGUCACCAGUGAACGGCGCUGAGUCGGAGCAAGAGGUGGGGUCACCUAGUGCGAGGUCUGAGGGUAGCCCUCGAUCCAAUGAUAGGUCACAGAGUCCUGCCUCAAAUGCAAGCAGCCAACAUGAAUCAGCUGGAAGUCCACAUUCACCAGCCUCCAAUGCCAGUCCGAGGUCAGCUCGGUCUAAUGCAAGCAGUAGACAUUCACGGAGGUCAUAUGCUAGUCAGCAUUCCCCAGCAUCUAAUGUGAGUCAGCACUCCCCCAGGUCUGACGCAAGUCAGCAUUCUCCCACAUCUAAUGUGAGUCGGCACUCACCCAGAUCCAGCACAAGUCAGCAUUCUCCACGGUCUCAGAGUGCAGAACAGGAGGUCGGCAGUCAUCACUCUGAUGUGGAGUCACACCAGUCACGCUCUCCCAGCCCAGAAGAUAAAAAUCAGUCACCUUCCGGCUCUCGGUCCCCGAGUCCAGCCAAAAGUAAGUCACGAUCACCGAGUCCUCAUGACGAUACCCAGAGCAACUCUGAAUCGGAAAGAUCUGCUAGAGCUUCAGACACUGAAGAGAGAACAUCAGUUAAGAGUGGGGCGGAUGAAAAGUCCGAUGGUGAGAAGACAUCAGUGAAGGGAAAAGAUGAUGAAAGUAGCGGUGAUGAAGGAGAAAAGAAAUCUGGAAGUGACAGUGAAGAUGACAGGAAAAGAAAGCAUGCGGGUUUGAGCGAUACUAGUGGCUCUGAUGCUGACACCAAUCGUUCUCCUAAGAAGAAGCGACCUGCCAUGAUUGGUUCUGGCAGUGAGGACAGUGAUGCUGGGGCGGGGAAGGGCAGUGCAGAUGAAGAUGAGAAGGAACCGGCCGGUAAUGCAGAUGCAGCCAUGUUGUUUGGAGAUGCUGAUGACAUCACAUCAGAUGAGGAUGAACAAGAAGCUCCUGCUGCGGAAUCUCCCGCCUCGAGGCAUGGCUCAGGGGAUGAGAGAGAGAGGGAGCAAGAGAGAAGUCGAGACCGGGACGACGAAGAUGAGAACAGGACUUCAAUGCCUGUCAUUGAAGAUGAUGAAGCAGAGAAGGAACUAGACGAGCCUCCUCCAGAAACAAGGAUUGAUGUGCAGAUCCCAAAGAUCAGUUCAGACUUGGGAAGAGAGAUUCAUUUUGUGAAGCUUCCCAACUUUCUGUCCGUGGAGACACGACCGUUUGACGCAGAGACUUAUGAAGAUGAAAUUGACGAAGAAGAGACCCUGGAUGAGGAGGGACGGGCCAGGCUGAAACUGAAAGUAGAGAACACCAUCCGGUGGCGUGAGGCAUUUGACAAAGGGGGCAACCCAUGCAAGGAGAGCAACGCCCGAUUCAUCCGCUGGUCAGAUGGCAGCAUGUCCCUUCAUCUUGGAUCUGAGAUAUUUGACGUUUACAAGCAGCCAUUGCAGGGUGAUCAUAAUCAUCUGUUCAUUCGACAAGGUACAGGUCUUCAGGGGCAGGCUGUGUUCCGUACCAAACUGACCUUCCGUCCCCAUUCCACCGAGUCUUUCACUCAUCGCAAGAUGACCCUGUCUCUUGCUGACCGGUCACAGAAAACGUCAGGCAUCAAGGUGCUGUCACAGGUUGGCUGGGACCCAGAGCAGAAUAGGGGCCAGAUGAUCAAGAAAGAGGAGGAACGCCUACGUGCCUCUCUGCGUCGGGAGAGCAAACAGAAGCGUGUGCGUGAGCGAGGUGCCAGCCGAGGAUUGAGUGCCGGCUAUUUGGAGCCUGACACCCGUGAGGAGGAGGGUUCUGAGGAUGAAGGUGCAAUCUCACUCGCUGCCAUCAAGAACAGGUACAAGAACAGGACAGCCGCUUCCAAAAGUGACUCAAGGCCUCCCAUCUAUUCCUCAGAUGAGGAGGGUUCUGACUUUGAGGCUCGCCGAGCAAAGAAGCUCGACAAAGCAAAGGCACUGAAAGACUCAGAUGAGGAAUCUGGGUCUGGAAAAUCUGCCUCAAACUCCGGAUCAGGUUCGGGAGGGGACGGUGAUGAUGAUGCGGACCAGGCCGACAACCAAUCAGCUGAGAGUGGAGAUGAUGAAUAGAGAGAUGAUGAUGAUGAUUCUAUGUGUAUAUUUAAUGCCAGAAGGAAAGAACAGAUGAAAUUUAUGCCAAUACAGUUUGUAGUAUUGCAGUAUAUGUUCAAAUGGGAUGUGAGCAGCCUCAAGGAAGAGACAUUUUAAUAUGAGAGAUACGGAACUGAAUGGUACUAUCGUCUGGGUAGAAGUUUGCAGAUGUUUUGGACGAAUGUACUUCCUCCAUCUUCAUGGCUAAGGAGCGAGCUGAGCGGGCACAUAAUCAAUGUAAACUUGAGACUUACAGGCUACAGCAUCUGGUGUCACGUCCCCACUCACUGUCAUGAGUACUUGAGCUCUCUGAGACCUCGAAGCUGAACAUAAAGUUUCGUGGGAAUUGGUUUUAUGCACGGAGGAGAGAACUGAAUAAUUUUGCAAGGCAUGAUCUGAUGAAAUUACAAAAUGAGGAGAUUUAUAAUAUGUAAUCAUCAUGCAGUAUUGUUUGUUUGUGACUGUCAUUUACUGUGUACUGUCGAAUGACUUGAUGGUAAUGAAUAAUGAAUUUGAAAUGUUGUUGAAGGAAACAGUCUUGGUUUUAC
Molecule: messenger RNA, 2920 nt
Organism: Cryptotermes secundus
Lineage: Eukaryota; Metazoa; Arthropoda; Insecta; Blattodea; Kalotermitidae
Gene: Atu
Product: another transcription unit protein
Exons: 12
Coding region: 63-2351 (762 amino acids)
Biological process (GO): positive regulation of transcription elongation by RNA polymerase II; transcription elongation by RNA polymerase II
Cellular component (GO): nucleus; Cdc73/Paf1 complex
Molecular function (GO): RNA polymerase II C-terminal domain phosphoserine binding
Source: RefSeq, a predicted model, not a curated record